GUAAACCUUUCCCUCCCCCUUUCUUUUUCUUUCUUUCUUUCUUUCUUCUUAGACAGUGUCUGCAGUAAAAGACGUUUAUUAAAACUACAACAGUCACUACAACAAAUUAACGACCCUGAAAAUACACAAUAUAUCGUCAUGGCAGCUCAACACCACCAUGCCACCUCACCAAUGUCCAUAACCCAACUGUGCAAUUUCGAAGAAGAACAAGAAAAUAAGAAUGGCGUCGUCAUGACUGCUGGUGGUGCUAAUGAUGCCGAUGUGCGAUUAGCUGCGGAAGCACUCGGUGAUAUGGCACGUAGCGGAGGAGGUGCUAUUGAAAAUAAAGAUAAGAUCGUAUUACCGCCGAUUUCUUCACCGCCAUCCAUGCGAUACUAUUCAUUCUCAAGCGAUUCAUCGGCCGCAACAACAAUCACCGAAGACGAACACCAUCUCCAGCAACAACAACUAAUACAACAACAGCAGCAGGAACGCGUCUCUGACUAUACCUUGGUCAAUUCGGCAUGGCGUGCAUUCCAGUCGUCCAAAGAGUCUGUCAAGUAUGGUGCAGAAAUGGUCGAGUCUCUUGCUGCGCCUAUCUAUGAACGCUAUGGCCCACGUCGUCCAUCGAUUCAAGCAGAAGAUGAAGACGAAGCUACAGUGGCGACGGCCAAGAUACUGGCAAAAACAUUCAUUUCCGAACAUCCGGAACGGAACUCGUUAAGGCAUCGACGUGGCGAUGGAGGUGUUAACAAUGGUACCACCACACCGAUACGAUCACGCCCGUGCUCCCGGUCGACCUCGCCACACCGGCCUUACACGUUGAAGCCGAAAUCGCCAGUACGCCAUCAAAAGAACUUGCAAACCAGUCGAUGGCAUCAGCUCGUGCUUCACGCCGGCUCCGCAGCAGGUACUACGGCCGCCGUUGUCAGUGAAGAGAGCAUGAAGUGCCUUCGCUAUUGUCUUUCCUGGCUACAGUAUGCUAUCCAACACAUUGAGGGACAAAUGGCACUACUGCGCAGCUACUUGGUGUCACUUGCCAGCGGCAGUAGCCAUAAACCCAACAACAACAACAGCAGCAAAAACGUCGUACACCAUCACCCACAGCAACAUUCAAACGAAACACUCGCAGCGAUUAAAAAAGAAAUGGUCGACACGGUCCGAAAAGUAGUCGAUGUGAUCAGUCGCUAUGCAAGCUCCAGUUUACCCGAACAAGCAAAGAACACGGUGCGAGGGUUCAUUCUGGAACUGCCCAAACGGUGGAAUACAGCCAACAGCAGCACAAGCCCAUCUCCAGUGACAGGGCCCGAUGAUGACCCUCAACUGCAUGAAACAUCCAUCAAGCUUCUGAACUUUGGUGGCGAGUCCAUUGAGAUGCUCGAGUCUGUGUCCAACGUUUUUUCAGAUACGGUGGAUCGUGCUGAUCUGUGGCUUGACCGACUCCGCGUCAUGGGUGUCGCCGGUACUGCUACUGGCAGUUACCACGACAACAACAACAGCGGGAUGCGUUCCGAAGGACACUCGUCCUUGUCACCUCCUGCUCCGAGAAAGGACACCGUUGCGAUGGAUACCACUUGAUAAAAAAAAAUGUACCGCUUUCUGCCCUCCCCAUUCCUCAUUUACUUCAUCCAAUCAUUCAUUCAUUCAUUCGUCUUAUACUUCUUUUUAACUACACCAUCCUUCACUUGAUAUUUUACUUAUAGUCCUAAUAAAAUACCCCCACUUCUAAGGACAUGGAGCAAAAACAGCAAAGCC
Molecule: messenger RNA, 1734 nt
Organism: Zychaea mexicana
Lineage: Eukaryota; Fungi; Mucoromycota; Mucoromycetes; Mucorales; Lichtheimiaceae
Product: transcription factor Opi1-domain-containing protein
Exons: 5
Coding region: 139-1557 (472 amino acids)
Biological process (GO): phospholipid biosynthetic process; regulation of transcription by RNA polymerase II; endoplasmic reticulum unfolded protein response
Cellular component (GO): nucleus; endoplasmic reticulum
Molecular function (GO): transcription corepressor activity
Source: RefSeq, a predicted model, not a curated record